Messenger RNA from Rubroshorea leprosula, 1937 nucleotides. Lineage: Eukaryota; Viridiplantae; Streptophyta; Magnoliopsida; Malvales; Dipterocarpaceae. The record is from the annotation of a GenBank genome assembly.
AAAUUCUUUCCCGCGACAUUGAAAUCAAUGGCCAAAAGAUGGUACCACAAGUUACCUAGACAUUCUAUAGCCUCCUAUUCAAAACUCACCACUUUGUUUUCAAACAAGUUUGCGAGUCAAAGAGAAAUUAAGCGCACCGCUGCUAAGCUGAUGCAAGUUCAUCAGAAGAAGAGAGAGUCUUUAAAGGACUAUAUGCAACGGUUCAACAAGUCCACUUUGGACAUUGAUAAUGUCCUUGAUACCAUCUGCUUAUCCGCCUUGUUCCAUGGCCUCAAACUUGGCCGGUUCCUUGACGACCUGCUAGAGAAUCCACCUAAGUCAUGGAAUGAAGUAAAUGAUAGAUACAACAAUAGGUCAAGAGACCCCCUCCCCAAACACAUGAUUCCUCACAAGCUGACAGGAGCGAGUCAAUACUCGUCCGAACCUAACAGAACUUAUACAGGACGCCUUUCAAUAGACGAGGGUAGGGACAAAAAACAUCGGCACAAAAUCAAAAGGACCAUAGAGGUGUUGGAUAAAGUGGGAUACCCCUACCCAUCUGGCACAAUCAAUAUGAUCUUUGGUGGCAUGCAUUUAGGAGGCCAAAGUGCUCGAGGUUGUAAAGUUUAUGCUCAUCAAGUAAUGGCAGUAAAUAAGAAUAGACCUCUGAAACGCCCUUUUGAAGAAGCAGAAUGGGAAAAUGCACCAAUUACAUUUAGCCCAGCCGAUUACAAACGGUCAGAGGAAGAACCACACGUUAUGAUGCCCCAUGCUAACCCCUUUGUGGCGAUAGUUCAUAUUGGCAAUCAUAACGUCAACAAGGUCUUUAUAAACAUGGGCAGCUCUUCUGACAUCCUUUAUUGGAGCUGUUUCUAUAAGAUGCAGCUAAACCCGAACUCUUUGAGGAAGUAUAUGGGGCAGAUAUACGGAUUUGAAAACCAGCCCAUCCAUGUUAAAGGAGUGAUUACCCUUCCCAUCUACGUGGACACUUUUAAGAACGUCGAGCUCGCAAUAACUCCCAAGACCCUUGGUGCAAACGUUUCUAGACCAAGUCAGCCAGGUCAACAGACAAUGAGCAUAUCUAACAUAAACCAUCGACCUGAGAAUGUGGAGCAGAAGGUUGAACCAGUAGAACCGGUUGAAACGGUUCCUUUAAGCCUACAUGAACCAGAUAAAACAGUGAAAAUAGGAACCAAACUCACACCGAAAGAAAGAACUGAGCUCCUAGAAUUUUUGAAAGAUAAUAGGGAUGUAUUUGCAUGGACAACGGAUGAAAUGCCUAGCAUACCAACAAAGUUUACAGUCGACAAGCUCAGUAUAGAUCCCACCAAGAAGUCGGUGGUUCAAAAGCGUCGCCUUGGUGCUGAACGAAAUUAUCCAAUAGCUGAAAAGGCUGCUUUUGCACUCAUCUGCACCGCUCGAAAGCUAAGAGCAUACUUUCAAUCCCAUGAGAUUAUUGUCUACACUAACUUGCCACUACGAAAGAUACUACAGAAGCUGGAACUAUUUGGUUGGCUGAUUGGAUGGGCGGUCGAGCUGAGUGAAUACGACCUUAAAUUUCAACCGUGCACAACCAUUAAGGGCCAAGGUUUAGCAGAUUUCUUGGUAGAAUGUAGAUCGACGGCUGCAGAAGAAACCACACAGCCGCACCCCGUGUGGGCUCUGUAUGUGGAUAGGGUAGCCAAUGUUGAAAGAUCAGGAACGAGAGUAGUGCUACUAGGUCCAGAUGGCUUCCAGUCUGAGCAUGCCCUGAGGUUUAAAUUUCAGACAACGAACAAUGCCGUUGAAUACGAAGCACUCAUUUACGGUCUGAAGUUGGCCUUCAAGCUAAAAGCAUAGAGCUUAAGAGUCUUCAAUGACCCUCAACUUGUAGUAAAUCAAGUAAAUGGAAGCUGUGACAUUAGAGACCCUCAGCAUAGUCGAUACCUGUCUGUGGUCAAUAAAUUGAAAUCAAGCUU